UAUAUAUAAUUUUUUUUUGCAUUCCACUUCAAUUAUUGCCAUUAUAAAUUUAAACACCCUUCUAUACAAGACAAAAAAUGACAAGGACAGAGGAGUCAGAGUACGAGAGACAGCGCUUGGAGAACAUCCGAGAAAACCAAGAGCUGCUGCGAUCCCUAAACUUGGCCAGCGAGACACCAGCGGUAGCCAAAGUGGUAAACAAGGGCAGGGCGCAGCCACGAGCCAAGCGCAGCACUAGCAGCAAUAGUGUCCGCAGCAGCAGCAGUGGCAGCACGGCAAAGAAUCCUGCCGGCAUCAAAGGCGAGGACAGCAGCAGCGACAGUGACGCCGCAAAGGGCGAGAAAGACGAUGCCGAUGAAGACUACGGGCCGGCGACCAAACGGAGGCGAGGCACGGUACAGCCUACCCGGCAGUCUCGGCGAUUGCGUGGAGAGAGUGCCGGCGAAAUCACCGUGGCUGAGGCUGAGGCGGUUGAAACUGGCGACUUUAGCGGGCUGCUACAGACGGGCGAGGAGCGGUUUGGCAGCGUAGUGGCCCAGGAGGCGGUGCGCGUAUCCGGGCAUUAUAGCGGGUGGGUCGAGCCUGGCGUGAUGGGGCGGUUGGGUAUUCUCGGCAACGCAGCCGAGGCGUGGGAGAGCGAGGGCGGCGGCAAGUUUUCCUUUGCCGAUCCGCUGGGCACGGGCAAGAAGAUCCACAAGCGGAUGACUGGCGGCCAGUCCGUCGCGCGCUUUGUGGCAGCGAAGUUGCUGCGCAAGAACCCCAACUCGUACUUUUACCGCCAUACUGAGCCUGGCGUCGAGCAGUGGACGGGCGAGUGGACGGAGAACGAGCGGCUGGAGUUCGUGCGUGUUGCUCGCGAAUUUGGCUGCGGCGAUAAAUGGGGCCUGUUUUCGACGUAUCUUCCGCAUCGUGUCGGCUACCAAUGCAGCAACUACUACCGCCAGUACGUGAUCCCGUCCGGCUGGGUCAUUGAUGACAACUACCGCAUCGACAGCGCUGGCAACGCCGUGUAUGUGGGCAGCCACCGGCGCAGCGCACGCUGACAAGGCAAGGUGCUUUGCUUCGUUGUGCAUGAUUUGU
Messenger RNA from Kickxella alabastrina, 1080 nucleotides. RefSeq lists its product as uncharacterized. The record is from RefSeq and is a predicted model, not a curated record. Lineage: Eukaryota; Fungi; Kickxellomycota; Kickxellomycetes; Kickxellales; Kickxellaceae. The transcript has a single exon. The coding region runs from base 78 to 1043 and encodes 321 amino acids.